GGCGAUCAGUGCGGACUGCGGAGCCAAUCAAAUUUAUUGCUACGGCCUUUUCAUUCGCUGCUCGCUCGACUCGCUCGCGACUAAAAAGUGAAACAAACAUUUCGCGAUCAGAUAAUUCCUUCUUUCAUGGACAAUAAGAGCGCUUGCACGUCUAUUUUCUAUACUUUUUUAGCCGAGACAUAAAUCGUAGAGGUUAAAUAAACGUCUGCGAUUUUUUUAUGCUUUUCAACGUGUCAUUUGAUACCAAUAAUAAUUGUGAAGUAACUCAACAAUGUCCAUUUUAUAAAUCGUUUCAAUUCAGGAACGUUUAUUUUUUUACUAUAAAAAUUCUAUUGAUUUGAUCGUCAAGCUUUAUGCGAUCCAACUGUCACUAUCUCGUCCCUUGCACAGGAUGAAGAUGUAAGAAACUGCAGCAAUUAAUUUAAUGGAUCAUCAUGACUGUUUUUAAAUUAAGACAAAGUAUCCAUUUAUUGGCAACAACUGGAUUGUCUAGAUAACGCCAAGCGUCUUUAAAUUAUAUACAAGUGUAAAUAAUGUCCUUCAGAAUACGUUUAGCUCGCAGCAGACCAAUUAGACUUUUGGGGAAUGUGGCCAUGAAGUGUUGGGCUUUUAGUGGAGCGUACAUCCUUGUGUGCUUUUUUCUAUAUUGGUUAUAUGGUGGGAUUUUGGCUUUCUUCUUGCUGUGUUUUGCCACAACUGGAAUACUCUAUCAUAGAGAAGAUCAACUUCUUUAUCAUCCAGAACUGCCAGCCCAUUCGAGAGUUUACGUACCAGCUCCUUCAAUAUUUAAUUUGCCUUAUCAAAGUAUAUACACCAGAGCUGGAGAUGGCACAAUGCUGCACAUGUUUUUUGUUUCUCAGCCAGAAGAUAGAAUGAGGAAGGCACCUACAUUACUAUUUCUUCAUGGCAAUGCUGGCAAUAUGGGCCAUCGAUUGCAAAAUAUAGUAGGACUGUAUCAUAAUAUUCAAUGUAACAUCUUAAUGUUAGAAUACCGAGGGUAUGGUCUGUCGCAGGGCACUCCAUCGGAGGAAGGGCUCUAUAUGGAUGCCCGAGCGGGGAUAGAUUAUUUGUUUAGUAGAACGGAUAUUAAUACCAAUGAAAUCAUAAUUUUCGGCAGAUCGCUGGGUGGAGCAGUAGCCAUUGAUUUAGCCACAAAGGAAGAAAAUUCCCAGAGAAUUUGGUGCCUUAUACUUGAAAACACAUUCACCAGUAUCCCAGAUAUGGCCGCCUUAUUUGUAGGAUCUAAAUUUUUACAGUAUCUGCCGCUUUUUGUAUAUAAAAACAAAUAUUUGUCUAUUCUGAAAGUUCGCUCAGUCACGGUGCCCACUCUGUUUAUUUCCGGUCUGGCGGAUACAUUGGUACCACCCCGUAUGAUGCAGGAUCUUUACAAAAAUUGUCGAAGUACGUACAAGCGUAUACUUCCGAUUGUGGAUGGCACACAUAACGAAACUUGGUGUCAGCCGAAUUAUUAUCAAAAUAUUAACGCCUUUCUGACUGAACUCAGGGAAAAUCCACCUCCAAGAGUAACGUCUAGUCAUUGGCAAAUCGAUAAUAUUUAGUGAUAAGGCGCUUUUAUUAUCACAUAUAUUUUCAUUUAUUAAUGUUAUAAAUGUAAAGUAAUUUUUACGUUUUAAAGAUAAAAAAAAAUCGAUUUUAUCGGAAUAAACUUUUUCUACUUUUCGUAGAAAAAUAUUUUUCACGCAUUA
This is a messenger RNA of Wasmannia auropunctata (little fire ant), 1706 nucleotides long. RefSeq names its product alpha/beta hydrolase domain-containing protein 13 (gene Bem46). NCBI's taxonomy places the organism in Eukaryota, Metazoa, Arthropoda, Insecta, Hymenoptera, Formicidae. The transcript has 6 exons. The record is from RefSeq and is a predicted model, not a curated record. The coding region runs from base 534 to 1559 and encodes 341 amino acids. Gene Ontology annotation, molecular function: palmitoyl-(protein) hydrolase activity. Gene Ontology annotation, cellular component: membrane.